GCCAUCAAGACCUACUGCAAAAGGUCAGACCGCAAGGCAACCCACAUCCAGAAUGAUCUCUACGAGAAGGAUGUGAAGUCCUACUGGGUGGAGAAGGGUUUGGUGGCUACAUUCGAGGAAGCAGAAGAAGAGGAGUCGUGUGAAGAAGCGCCAGCGGAGGUGGUGGAGGGGGAGCGAAUGGGAUCGAUUGCUCGUGGCAUGGGGCCACCAGGGCAACUUGCUUUGAGGCCGCCUCCCCGCUCGAAAGGGAAGGCCGAUGCGGAUGAGAGCGAUGGUGACGAUCAUGAGGAUGAUGGCCAGUCUGAGGAUGGCGCCGACCCCAAGCCCAAGACGAAGCCGUCCAGGGCAAAGCGACACCAGCCUCGUGGUGAUGACGAAGAGCCGGAGUUGGAGGACAUCGCGUCUCUCAAGAGCAUCCAUGGUUACCGAAAGCAGUUGCUGAGCCUUCACGAUGAGCUUGCCGAGCUCAAGGGCCAACUAGACGCCUCUGCCUCAAAUCCAAAGAAGGCUGAUCUGAAGAG
Molecule: messenger RNA, 521 nt
Organism: Durusdinium trenchii
Lineage: Eukaryota; Dinophyceae; Suessiales; Symbiodiniaceae
Source: the annotation of a GenBank genome assembly